GCCGGUCUGAUCCUGCUCACGACAUCUCCUUCAAACGUCAAUUCGGCAAAACCGCAACAUCUGAGCGAGACUCUGCGACAAGGGCCGUCAUCCGUGCCACGAUUGCCACGAUUGCAACGCUUCGCGAUUGCUAUGUCAUACAACGAUAUUUCAUCCUUGACGCCUUCCCGGCCAGCUCCUACCCCGCCCUUGCGUUCUAGCAACGGCCAGUCAUCAGAGCGAUACGCUCAGAGGCCUCAAAUUCCUGUGGAUAAGCCUGCGUCGGCCUUCUCGUCCACAGCAUACUCAUCUUCCUUCCCUACACUCGGUGGCUCAGCGGCUUUGGGGCCGUCACCGCCUAAGACCCGACAAAAUGAAGUCCUGCGAACCGGUCCCACUAGUAUGAAGGAAGAGGGACUCCGCAGCUUCUUAUGGAGUAAGCGUUGGCUAGUUCUUGAUUCCCAAAGUCUUGCUGUAUUCAAAAAUGAGCACUCAGCUUCUCCUAGCUCCCUGCUUCCCUUGGCAGAUGUGGUCGAUGUUCAGCGAGUCGACUUGAAGCCCUUCUGUAUCGAAGUAGAGAUCAAGGACAAGCUGGUGUAUCUAGCGUUUCGGACCGACGAGGAGGUGUACGCUUGGAUGGAGGACAUUUACUCCCGGUCACCCCUAAUGGGUGUCAGUCAACCCACAAACUUUGUACAUCAAGUCCACGUCGGUUUUGACCCCAUAUCUGGAGGAUUCACUGGUCUGCCACCUCAAUGGAGCAAGUUAUUGACCUCAUCGGCUAUAACCAAGGAAGACGCUGCUAGGCAUCCUGAAGCGGUGCUGGAUGUACUCCAAUUCUAUACUCAGCAGCAGAUUGGCCAAGAAAGUCAAGUCCUGUCGGAUCAGUCAUCUGCUGCUGAAUUGAGAAGUAAUCUAAACGAGACGAGUGCUGCAUCCAGAUUCAACGGGGUGGGACUAGGGGGACAGCUACAGCGAUCUCAGGCCGAUGGCAAGAAGAUUUUGUCAGGCCAUGAAAGUCACGAUUCCGUCAGAGCGGCACGCAAUCGAGAUGUGAACGGUAGCUCAUCAUCGAGAACAGACCAGACUGCGCGUGUGGUACCGCAUGAGGUGGCGAAGCCCCUGGUGGCGGAGAGAAAGGCCCCUCCACCUCCGAGAGCAGCGCCUACAAGAGAUCCCAAACCAGGUGUCGUUGAACCCGUUGCGGAAGCUUCGAGGGUUGCCGGGCAGCCCGACCGCGUCGGCGAGAACUCGAGCAGUACGACUCGGCAGGAACGGCGCAUCAGCACGAUGAACGAGACGCAAAUCAUGGAAAAGCUUCGCAGCGUUGUCAGUCCUACCGAUCCCAAUCAGCGAUACUCCAAAAUCAAGAAAGUCGGACAAGGCGCUUCUGGUAUGGUUUUCGUGGCUAAAACGCUAGCGACAGGCAAAAAGGUGGCUAUCAAGCAGAUGGAUCUCGCGCAACAGCCUCGGAAGGAGCUCAUCGUCAAUGAGAUCAUUGUCAUGAAAGAAUCGCAGCAUCCGAAUGUUGUCAAUUUUCUCGAUGCAUUUCUGAUACGCUCCUCCGAGCUAUGGAUCAUUCUGGAAUACAUGGAGGGAGGAGCUUUGACGGACGUCAUCGAGAACAACAAAAUGGAGGAACGUCAGAUCUCUGCCAUCUGCUUGGAGACGUGCCGCGGGCUCCAGCAUCUCCAUUCGAGGUCCAUAAUUCAUCGUGACAUCAAAUCAGACAAUAUCUUGAUGAACACACAGGGCGAAGUCAAGAUAACGGAUUUCGGUUUCUGUGCCAAACUGACCGAUCAGAAAUCGAAGCGAGCUACGAUGGUCGGAACCCCGUACUGGAUGGCGCCCGAAGUCGUCAAACAGAAGGACUACGGACCAAAGGUGGACAUCUGGUCUCUAGGUAUCAUGGCGAUCGAGAUGAUCGAGAACGAGCCUCCUUAUUUGGACGAAGAACCUCUGAAGGCGCUAUAUUUGAUUGCGACAAACGGAACGCCCACUUUGAAGGCUCCGGAGACUCUGAGUCAAGAUCUGAAACACUUUCUGAGCGUUUGCCUCUGCGUCGAUGUCUCUUUUCGGGCCACUUCCACAGAACUUCUGAAGCACGACUUCUUGCGUAUGGCUUGCACUGUGCAAGAACUGGCUCCAUUGCUCAAAUUCAAGCAGAUUUAGCGGGGUCGGACAGUUGUAGGUUUUACAUGGUGGGCUUGGUGGCAUUGGAUUUCGCACGGUGCAUUCUGAUCCUGAUCAAGCAUGCA
Messenger RNA from Kockovaella imperatae, 2237 nucleotides. Its product is annotated as kinase-like domain-containing protein. Gene Ontology annotation, biological process: intracellular signal transduction; protein phosphorylation; regulation of MAPK cascade. The coding region runs from base 133 to 2151 and encodes 672 amino acids. Gene Ontology annotation, cellular component: cytoplasm. The transcript has 8 exons. Gene Ontology annotation, molecular function: ATP binding; protein serine/threonine kinase activity. The record is from RefSeq and is a predicted model, not a curated record. Lineage: Eukaryota; Fungi; Basidiomycota; Tremellomycetes; Tremellales; Cuniculitremaceae.